AUGUUGUUAAAAAGUAGUCUAUUGCUCUUGUUUACAUUUUGGAGAUUUCAGUGUCUAACGAUACCAAAAAACCAAACUAUACUCGCUGUGAAAACUACCAAAAAUCGAUUUACACUCCAACAUAAAAACUACACCGUUAAGCACAAAGAAAUAUUAAUCGGAAAAGCAAAGUUUAUUGAUAACAUCAAUAGUACGGGGUAUGUAAUUAGAAUUUUUUAGAUCAUCAGCGUUAUGAGAAGUGUAUUAGUUUCACUGUGGAUAUUUGUAUUGUUUUUUUUUGGGGGGGGGGGGGGGGGGGGAGUUAAUAACAAUUAUUCUAUCAACAAUUUUGCUUAAUCAAAAAGUGACAAGAGAUCUUUUUUGUAUAAUGUUGGACUUAGUUGGCGUAUUGACCAUCUCAUUUAUUGAUUUAUUGAAAAGCCGGAAAAACCAUGUAGGAAAACGGACAAAUAUUUAUUUUCAAAGUUCUUAAUUUUGGUUUUAUAAUAAAAAUCAAAAUACAAAUUUCAAAAGUAGUAUAUUUUUCAGAAAAAAAAUAUUUUCUAAAUGAUGAAUACGAAAGUCAUUUUAAUUAAUCCGUAUCGUUUUCUAAAUAAUAGGGAAAAAACGUAGGAAAGACGGGAAACAUUACAUUACCGGCUCAUCACUAUUGUUUUUUAAUGUUGCAAUCCGGUUAAACAUAAUCGUAGAGACCUGAAAUUUUCACAGAAUAAGCCGAGUAAAAUUUUUAAAACUUUUUGGCUAUUUCUGAGUUAUUUAUAGGUAUUUGACAAUUUCGAUUGUAUUAUAGUUUUUAUUUGGUUUUUAUGUGGAUAAAAUUGUUUGGCCAAACAGAAAUUCUGGGCAAUUUUAUUCUAGGUUCACUAAAGGUUUGAAUUUGAGGUAAAAAAAAAAAAACAGUUUACACUAAACUUGAAGUAGUUUUUUUUAAAAGCGUUUCAUGGGUACCUAUAAUACAUAAUGACAUUUUUACAAAACAAUAUUAUCUGCAGACAAGUACGCGAUAAUCUUUCAAAAUUGACUCGUUACCGUUAAACAAAUAUUUUCACAUUUAAACGAGUUAGUGGGUGUUUGAUUUUUAUAUUUAACUCCUAAGUUCAUAAAAUUAACAAAAGUUUUGCAUAGUUUUACCAAGAUAUACGGGUUUUUUUUAUUUUCAGAUGGAGUUACUUGGAGAUUCGGACUAUAGAACUAGCCAGAGACAUAGACCAAGCGUACGCGGCCGGAUUUUUGGAAGGAUCGUUAACCGCCGAUCUCAUAUACAGCCAUUGGUACAAUACAGUGAGAGGGUACUGCAUUGACCGGCCGACUAUCUGUAAAAACUUGACAGAUUUCUUAACGACUAAUAAAAAUUGGAUUUCGUCAAAAUUUAACAAAUACAGUCCUUACUGGUUUCAGGUAUUCCAUAGAACGCGUUCGAUAAUUCACCGUCAUGGUGUCGUCAUUUAUGGUUUUCGAACAUUUGAACAGGUCAAAUUAAAAAAAAAAAAAAACCAUCGGAUAUUUUUAGAUUUUCCCAUUGGUAUCUUAUAGGCUAUAGAGUUUAAUUCCAACUUCCGAUGUAAUAUAUAUUUUUGUUAAAAUUUGAAUGCACACAACAUUUAACCAUCGAUUUAUUAUUAAAUGCAAUAUUUCAAAAAUAAGAAGUAAUGUGAUUGACACAACCGACAGCUUGAACAUUUUUUUUUUUUUUCGUACAUCUACUGUAAUAUUUUGAUGUACCUAAUAAAUAAUAAACUGCGGCACACCCUAAUCCAAAAUUGACGCCACUGUUUUUGACCCGAUCUAUUGUACUCGUAGCAUAAUAUAACGUUUCAAAUUGAUAUAUUUUUUUCGAAAGGUGACUCUCUUUUACAAACAACUGGACGGCCUGCACGAAGGAUACAUGCGCGGCAAGUCAGACCACACACCCGACUUGUCUUGGAACGAUUUAUUGUGAGAUUUUUCCGUCGCCAUAAUAAAAUAAUAUCAUAUUCUUAUGCUGCUAUCUGUUAUAAUUAUUCUUUGUUUUUAAUAUAUAUAAAUAUCGUUAUAGCUGGCUGAACGCCAUAUCCGAAUUGGAUGACAUAUCCCAGGCGUUGAACCCGUCGGAAGUGGAUCGUAUAAAAGUUUUGGGAAGCGGUUCUUGUUCGGCUCUCGUCAAAUUGUUACCCGGAAACAAGGACCUCUUGGUAUCGCACGUCACUUGGGACGGGUAAACGAUAUAGGAACGAACAACAGUUUCAUAACAUAAUAUUAAUAUUGUUAUAGUUUAUUAUGAAAUCUGUAUAGACGUACAUUAUGAAUAUGAGGGAAACAAAUAAUAUUAAAUUAAAAUACCGAUUAUUAAUGGUUACUAAACAUUUCUCAAUACAACACCAUACUAAAUAAUAACAACUCCUUGCUCGAUUUUGUAUUUUCAAUGACUAAAAGUUCUUAAACCAAAAUUUAUUUCGUUUUACCAAAGUUAAUCUUGGAGUAAUCUUUGACUCAAAACUUUUAUUUAAUCUCGAGAUAUUAGCAAAAAAAAAGCUCUUUCAUUAAUUGGCAUGGUUAAGCGAAAAUGCUCUAACUUUAAUGAUCCAUUUAUAUUAAAAUGUCUUUACACUUCAAUCGAUUAUUCGGUAUUGGAAUAUACUCCAAUCAUAUAGGAAACAUAUAACAUCAGUAAUUAGUGAACAAAUAGAAAAAAUUCAAAAUAAUAUGCUUCGUUUUAUCUGUUUUAAAAACAAUUCAUAUAGGUAUUUAUACCUAUUCUCUUCACUCUCGAUAUAAUGCCAUUUUUAUUUUUUUAAAUUUAAUACCAUUAAGGGAAAAAAAACAAUUUUAUAUAACUUUCUUAUUCAAACUACUUAAUAAUAAAAUAGACGAAACCUCCCCUUCUGAAUAACAUUACUCUAAAAGUAAAUUAAAAUAAAAUUCGAAAUAAAGAAUUAUUUUAUAUAAAACAUUAUUCUCAAAAUUAUAUGUCAUGUACACCUGUAAAUAUCUUGCUAUCUACUGGGAAUUCUGUAAAUCAUUUAGUUUUCUUUUACUCUAUUAAUCAAACUUAAUAGUACUUAUUAUUAUAUACUUAUUUGUGUUUUAUAUUUCAUCUUCUUAUUGUUUUGAUAUAUUUUAGCAUCUAUGAUACCUAAUUUUAUAUUGUAUUUACAAUCUACACUAUUAUAUUAUUAUAUGUGUUUCGAUGUGAAUUAGACUGAUGUCCGUUAAAUAAAUAAAUAAAUAAAUAAAAAAUAAAUAAAUGAUUAAAUGAAUAAAAAAUUAAUUAAUUACGCUGAACUCAUGGUAAUUGUCGAUGUCACGUUAUACUGUAUAUCGAUCGUAUGUUCGUUUAAAAUAAACGCGCUCAUAUUAUAUAAAAAUAAUCUAUAAACAGAGGUUAAAAAAAAUAUACACAAUGGGUUGCAGAUACGAAACGAUGUUGAGAAUACAAAAGCGAUACAGUCUGCGGUACAAGAAAAGCCAUACGUCUAAAAAACUGAUACGCGGGUUCGACAUGGCAUUCAGCUCUUCCCCCGGCACCAUACAUUCCGGAGACGAUUUCUAUCUAAUUUCUUCAGGGCUAGCUACGAUGGAGACCACCAUUGACAAUUACAACCAAUCACUGUGGUCCAACGUGAAGCCAGUUGGUCAGGUAAAUAAACUUAUUUAUUCAUGGGGUGAUCCAUUUUUGUGACCCCCUUUUCAAACUUAAAUGUGGAUUAUCUCGUCAACGGAUUGAUGUAAAUGAAAAUAUUAACACUAAAAUAUAUUUAUGGAUUUAUAUGGAUUUUUUAGUUUAAGGUGGUUAUUUGAAAAUAUAAAAGUAUAGGUAGUCGUUUCAUUUCCAAAAUUAAGGAAGAAAAAAAAAAUGAUUUUCAUGUGAAAUUUUAAACCUGCUAGUUUUUUAAAUCAACGAGAAAAAAAUAUUCGAAAAGUCAAUACUUAUCAAAAUAUCAAGUGUAACCACUUUAAUGAAUCACUCUGAACACGAAACCUGACGAUUAUUGUGUCAUAACCACAGUUAAUUCGUCUUAACACGACCUAUACCUAGUGCUCCAAUUGUGUUUGUGAAUGUGUGUAGGAGGGAGAUACACUGGUGGAUGGAGUAAAUUCACAUUUUUUUUUAUAGAUUUUAGCUUACUACUUUAUAAUUUAACUAAACUCUUUAGAACUAUUUUGUAGAAAUAUGUUUUUAUUAUAUACAACAAAACUAUUAAUUAUUCUUAUGACCCAAAAUUAAAAUUCAUUUUUUUGUUAUUUGGCAUUUAGACGUAGCGAAAAAUAUCAAAAUACUUUUUAUUCAACUUUGUAUUUUAUUCUCAAACAAAAAAGUCCGUCAUUUUACAAGAUUGUCAAUUGUUUUACUUUUCGAUCGUUUUCUUAGACCUAAAAAUAGAGACUACCCUAAAAUUCUACCUUUUUUUCUAUUUUUUUUCAAUACCUAGGUCCGCUAUUACCAAUGUGAACGAAGGCUGAUUUAUUUGAUUAGUAAAUCGAGUGUAUGGCUGAUAUCGGUUACCUCGUAAACUUCGUUUAAUCAACGAUUACUCUGCGUUGGUGAAAACUGCCGUUUAUUGUGUUUUGCGUUUAACAAGGUGAAUUUAAUUUAUGUGAUGAUAGUGUUAUUAUUUUGUUAAUGGCAACAAUUCUUAGCAAGGUAUUUCACACUUUUAUUUUUUGUGAAAUAAAAUAUUUAAUUUACUUGGUGUAUAGGAGGUGCGGGGAACAAUACAUUUUCUGAACUAAAAUUAGCGUCCGACCUAAUUUAAUUUUUUUCCAAUUAGCACACUGCAAAUAUUCGAUCUAGGACGAAUAGACGUGAUGACCGUUUAGAUAAUGGGAUAAUAAUUAGAUGUUAAAAAAAAAUAAUAAUAAUAAAAUGUUGUUGCUAAAUAAAUAUAGAAAUAUAACUAAGGCUAGUAAAAAAAAAAAAAUUAAAAUAAAAUAUCAAAAAUAAAGUGCUAAAUCUAUUUAUUAUAAUAAGUCAACAAAUGUUUUUUAAAAAAAAGAGAAAAAUAUAAUAGUUAAAAAGUCAUUUUUCAUAAUAUUACUAAGUGAAAUAUUUUGAGUGAUUCCACGUAAGAAUGUUGUUUUAGUUCUGCUUGCCAUAAUUUUGAACAAUUCUUAAAAUUCGUUUAUCCACAUCAAUAAAUUUCUUUAAUUUUCUAUGGAGACUGUUUCAAGUUGGCUGUAAAAUACUUCUCAUCCAGUUGUACUUUUCUUAAGAAAUUGAUAAAAGACCACAAACUUGGAUGUAAUGUACAACAAUAAACGAUAAGAUUAGUUAUAUUAUGUAGGUACUAAAGUACGCGUUAUUGGUUCUAUAAUUUAAAUAAAUAAACUAGAACUAAAUUCAAACUUUACGUGGAAAUUUAUAUUACAUUUUUAUUUUUCGUUUAAAAUAUUUCGCUUAAUUAAUAUUAUGUAUUUCAUUUUUUAAUUAUAAUAUUUUUACUUUCAAAAGAAUUUGUUUAAAACUUUGUUUUUGACGUCCAAACGGCCACGUCCAUUUGUCCCUAUUUGACCUGAAUUUAUAAUAUUAUGUUGCCUGUGAUGUAGGUAUUGGAAUUCGUGCGUGCGAUGGUCGCCAACCGGAUAGCUGAAAACCCGGCGGACUGGGCGGAUACAUUCAAACUUUACAACAGUGGCACGUAUAACAACCAGUGGAUGAUUAUCAACUACGCGGCCUUCGAACCGGGAAACUCAUUACCGACCAAGGAUGUGCUGCACGUUCUUGAACAAAUGCCCGGUUACGUGGUACACGAAGACCUUACCGGGCAUUUGAUCAACCGAACGUAUUGGGCUAGUUACAACGUCGCAUACUUCCCGUUCGUGUUCAACAGGACCGGCAACUACGAUUUGGAACAGCGUUACGGUAAAUGGUAAAUACCACGCGAUUACCUACACAUAAUAGUGACUGCGACACAACUAAUGAAACAAUCUGACAUUUGUAAAGGGGGGAGGGGCUAUCUCAAAACGUCUAUUUGUAUACAUAUUAUACGUUUGUACGAAAUUAUAUUAUAUUAAUAAUAAAGGCCGGUCACUUAUACUAACAUAGGUUCUCAUAUUCGGAUACGCCCCGGGCACGGAUAUUCGCCCGGGAUCACGUAAAUAUCCAUUGCGACCAGUGUAUGUGGCAUUUGAUGCGGUCCAACGACUUCAAAAACGAUCCCGAGUCCAGGUGCGAUUGCAGUCCGCCAUACUCGGCAGAAAACGCGAUUUCGGCCAGGUAUUUUCGAUUGCUCACAAUUGGUGAUAACGAUAAACCGUAAAAAUAAUAAAUAUUAUAUCAUCCGUCUGUAGAUGUGAUUUGAAUCCCGCCAACGGAUCGUAUCCCAUACCGGCGAUGGGACAUCGGUUGCAUGGUGCUACGGACGUUAAGCUCACCACGAGCAAGUUGUUUCAACGGUUGGAGUUUAAGGCUGUCUGCGGACCGACCCCGGGGACCAACAACACUCUGGGGCCAUUUUGUUGGUCAAAGUCCGAUUACAACGACAAAGUCAGUCAUGUCGACCAGCCCGACUGUUUCAAUUUCGAUCCGGUGGUACACCAAUGGUCUUUAUAA
Cinara cedri is the source of this 6529-nucleotide messenger RNA. Lineage: Eukaryota; Metazoa; Arthropoda; Insecta; Hemiptera; Aphididae. The record is from the annotation of a GenBank genome assembly.